UUUGCAAUGAUUCCAUUGAGCAGACGAAGUACAAGGAAAGAAGUAAACAGAGGCUCUUGGACAGCAGAGGAAGACCAGAAACUGGCUCAAGUUAUUGAAAUCCACGGUCCAAAGAGGUGGAAGUUUGUUGCAACCAAAGCAGGUCUUAACCGAUGUGGGAAGAGUUGCAGGUUAAGAUGGAUGAACUAUCUGAGACCCAAUAUUAAGAGAGGCAAUAUAUCAGACCAAGAAGAAGACUUGAUACUUAGGCUUCAUAGGCUCCUAGGAAACAGGUGGUCAUUGAUUGCUGGAAGACUACCAGGUAGAACCGACAAUGAGAUUAAGAAUUAUUGGAACUCCCAUUUGAGCAAAAAGAUAAAGCAGAGAGAGAGACAAAACAGAGCAGUCUCAAAAGCAGAACAAGAGUCCUCUGACACUCAGAAUAUCCAGGUAAUGGAGGUGAAUGCUCUGACAAUUGGAAGAGAAGAUGCCUCCAAAUGUGAGGAGAGCUUCAAGUCUGGCUUCAAUGGAGAUGAGUUUUUUGACUGCUCAAGUGAUGAAGGGCUUUUGAACUUGGAAUGGAUGAAUAAAUUCCUUGAAAUGGAUGAGAGUUGGUUUACUUUGCAUGACAUUUAAGCUUUGUUCCUUCUUUUUUUCCCCCUUCUCUUUUUCUGGUUAUUGCAUUUGUGAGGCCCUUUGCUAAUUCUAGGAAAAUCCCACUUCAUGUUUGUUCCUUCUGUAUCUAUUUUCCGCUGUGUGAGGUUCUUUUUCCUUGAAUUAACAAAGCAU
This is a messenger RNA of Prunus mume (Japanese apricot), 768 nucleotides long. RefSeq names its product transcription factor MYB114-like. Gene Ontology annotation, molecular function: transcription cis-regulatory region binding. Lineage: Eukaryota; Viridiplantae; Streptophyta; Magnoliopsida; Rosales; Rosaceae. Gene Ontology annotation, cellular component: nucleus. Gene Ontology annotation, biological process: cell differentiation; regulation of DNA-templated transcription. The record is from RefSeq and is a predicted model, not a curated record.